Molecule: messenger RNA, 3716 nt
Organism: Strongylocentrotus purpuratus (purple sea urchin)
Lineage: Eukaryota; Metazoa; Echinodermata; Echinoidea; Camarodonta; Strongylocentrotidae
Product: steroid 17-alpha-hydroxylase/17,20 lyase
Exons: 10
Coding region: 229-1752 (507 amino acids)
Biological process (GO): hormone biosynthetic process; progesterone metabolic process
Molecular function (GO): steroid 17-alpha-monooxygenase activity; iron ion binding; heme binding
Source: RefSeq, a predicted model, not a curated record
UGACCAUAGACGUAGGUCUAGAGAGUGUGAUCACUUGAACGUCGACACACAUUAUUGUCAUCGCCUAGUGACGUGUCUAUUGUGACAUGUCCAUUGUGAUAUCAUAUGCCACAAAUAGUACAAUAUUACCAGGGAUAUUAGGAUAUUAGACCCUACUAAUUAGUUUCUGCCAUUCUUCUAGUCUACGAGGCCGAGGAAACCAAAGCCAAAGCUUGAUUAAAAUCCAUCAUGAUUGACCUGCUUGGAGCUGGAGAGUCUGGCUUUGGUCAGUUUAAUGCCCUGACCAUCACAGCAACCCUUGGAGUGGUCACUGCUACGCUGGCCCUCUGGACCAUCAUGAGGCCAAAUCGAUUUCCUCCUGGUCCAAGAGGCCUGCCUAUCGUUGGCAGCAUCUUCAGUUUGAAUGAUUCUCCUGAGGUUGUCUUUGGGGAAUGGGCCAAGAGGUACGGUGAUAUCUUUGGCUUCAAGGCGGGAGAGAGAUGGAUGGUAGUCCUCAACCGUCAAGCAUUGAUCAAGGAAGCCGUCCUCAAACAGGGCGUGGACUUUGCUGGUCGUCCAGAUUUCUACUCUGUGAACAUUUUCACAGAAGGAUUCAAGGAUAUUGUGUUCAGCCCGUACAGUGAGACCUGGAAACUUCAUCGCAAGUUAGCUCACUCAGCUCUCAGGCAUUUUGCAACAGGCAAGCCUCUUCAGGGUCUCAUCUCCAGUGUCUACCCCAAGGUUGAGAAGAAGUUGGCCAUGACGGAGGGACAACCAAUAGACCCUAAGGUCCUCAUCACUCUAAUCAUGUACAACGUACUCGCACAGAUGUGCUUUGGACUUAGUUAUGAGUUGGAAGACCCUAAUGUUACACAGUGGAUGGACGUAAACAAUGAUGUCAAUGAAAAACUUGGAUUAGGUCUAGCAGCAGACAUCUUCUCUUGGGCCAAGUACAUUCCCACCAGCGGUCCACGGAUGAUCAAGGAAAUCACAGAAACGAUGUUUGGCUUCCUGCGUUCGCAGGUGGAUGAAGCAAGAGAGCAUUAUGAUCCGGAGAACAUCAAUGAUUUCUACAGUCUACUUCUCAAAGCUCAAGAAGAUGCAAGGAAAGAAGGAGAGAACGUGGACAAACUGACCGAUACUCACAUCUUCCAGACGGUUGCCGAUAUUUUUGGAGCUGGUAUUCAGACAACCGUUGAGACCCUGUACUGGGCCAUGGCUCUCCUCGUGACCUACCCAGAAAUCCAGGCAAAGAUCCGCGCUGAGAUCGACGAUGUCAUCGGCCGUGAUCGUCUUCCUACCAUCAAUGACCGGGGGAACCUCCCCUACACGGAGGCAAGCCUCUAUGAAGUGUUGCGGUACAGCAGUAUUGCUCCCAUAGCAGUUCCUCAUGCCACUUCCAGGGAUACAGAGUUUGGUGGCUAUCAUAUCCCCAAAGGAACCACAGUGAUGAUCAACACACACUCCAUGCACUAUGACCCUCAAGAAUGGGACCAACCGGACAAGUUCCUUCCAGAGCACUUCCUGGAUGAUGGUGGCACUAUCCGUGAGCAUCCUCCAAGCUUCCUGCCCUUUGGAGCGGGUCGACGUGGCUGUCUGGGUGAAGCCGUGGCCAAGGCUGAUCUCUUCCUUAUCUUUACCUGGUUCUUGCAGAACUACACCUUCAGCAAGGCCCCAGGAAAGGAGUCUGAAGACAUCUUGAAGAUGAUUCCUAAGACAGCAUCUGGUAGACUCCUUCUCUCCUAUGAGAUCAUGAUCAAUAAACGAGACUAGUAGGGUCCUGGGCCAGUAUUCAAAUCAAUACUACAUCAGAAAGAUUAAAACUGUACUCAGCUAUCAGGUUAGGUAAAAUACUCAAUCAACUUUGGUAUUCAGUUGAAACUUUUUGGUAAUUAUGAAACCCUGAAUUUAUAAGAACGCUCCCUCGCAGGCUAAAGCCAAUUAUUUGGAGGCUUCGAUUGGCAGGCCAUAGUAAUUUAUGAAUGAAUGAGCAAAUUAUCUGAGCACACAUUUAUUUUCAACACCAUUGUUGCACAUGAUUUUGGAUUGGCUAUGUGAUGACACAUUUGUCACCAGUACAUCAAAGUAUUUUGGCUGACUUAAGUUUUUUUAAAACUUAGAUGUGAUCUGAAAUUCUGAAUAAGAAUUGAGCCAUUUUAACUUAGCUAAGCUUAAUGCUAAGUGAAAUACGGACAUAAUUCAAGUAUCGAAUUGAAUACGGUUCCUGGGCCUUUAUAUAUGUGGCCUGGUUAUGCUGCCUCAGAUGGUCUUGUGAGUCCUCUUUUGUCAAAUAUUCAGUUAGAUUGAAUCAGGAAAGUGAUUUCUUAAUCAGUUGAAACACAUCAUUGGUCAAUAUAAAAGAUGUGGUUUAACUCUUAUCAUGCCACAGGGCUAAUCCCCAUUGUGCCAAGCCUCAAAUCCCCCCGUGCCAAGUUUAUUUUGAGACAAUCUGAUUGACGUGAUGGUUCUAUAAAUAGCACGUGCGAAACACACAGCACAGUCCAAUAAGCAUGAACAAUAACUGCUAUUACGAAUGGGUGCAAGCAUGCACAAGGCAGCAAAGCAAUGGCUCGCUCGCAUGUACAAAGCACUAUAACGGUAGCAUGCAUGUAGCAUCAUGGCUUGCUAUGAGUUAAAGGAGUUUUUGUCUGUUGUAUUUAGAUGGUUCCAGCAACUGUGGAAUAAAGUGUGGGUUAUUGUAUAUAUUAGUAUAAAAUUAUCAGUAAUAAUUCUUCUCCAUGUUCAUUGAUUGCCUUCUAGAAUUCAUUGAUUGUCAAAAUGUGUUUUUCUAUUUUUUUUACUGAAAUCAGAAUGAUGUACAUAUAAUUGAAUAAUUCUUUGUAAUUUCUGCGAUGUACAAUAUCUUAUCAUGUUUUAUAUUCUGUCGAGAUAAAAAUAUUUUAUAGUAAAUGAGGAUAUAAUUUGUAAUAUCAAAUUCUAAACGAAACAAUCAGGUGGUGUCCAUGGAAUGUAGUAGAAAAUAAAACAUAAAAGUUGAUUGAAACCCAUUGCCUAUUUAGAAGUGAUGUUUUGUGUAUGGUCAUAAAGCUAAAAAAAAAAACGACAUUAUAAAAAACAGCAACUGUGGAAUAAAGAUGUGUGGGUUAUUGUAUAUAUUAGUAUAAAAUUAUCAGUAAUAAUUCUUCUAUGUGUUCAUUGAUUGCCUUCUAGAAUUCUUUAAAUGCCUUCUAGAAUUCAUUGAAUGCCUUCUAGCAUUCAUUGAUUGCAUUCUAGAAUUCUUUGAAUGCCUUCUAGAAUUCAUUGAUUGCCUUCUAGAAUUCAUUGAUUGCCUUCUAGAAUUCAUUGAUUGCCUUCUAGAAUUCAUUGAUUGCCUUCUAGAAUUCAUUGAUUGCCUUCUAGAAUUCAUUGAUUGCCUUCUAGAAUUCAUUGAUUGCCUUCUAGAAUUCAUUGAUUGCCUUCUAGAAUUCACUGAUUGCCUUCUAGAAUUCAUUGAUUGCCUUCUAGAAUUCACUGAUUGCCUUCUAGAAUUCAUUGAUUGUCAAAAUGUGUUUUUCUAUUUUUUUUUUUACUGAAAUCAGGAUGAUAUACAUAUAAUUGUAUAAUUCUUUGUAAUUUCUGCGAUGUACAAUAUCUUAUCAUGUUUUAUAUUCUGUAGAGAUCAAAAUAUUUUAUAGUAAAUAAGGAUAUAAAUUGUAAUAUCAAAUUUUAAACGAAACAAUCAGGUGGUGUCCAUGGAAUGUAGUAGAAAAUAAAACAUAAAAGUUAAUUGAAACCCA